UAACGCAUCGGCCAUCUUAAAUAUCCUUUUAUCCUGCUUUAUGUCUAUUUGAUAAUGGGAUUUUAUAUCAUGUUCUUUGCACCCGUGAUGCAUCUCAAGAGUUGGCCAUAAUGGUUUAACAUAAUUUGUAUUGUUUAUUAAUGCUAACAUGUUUGUAUGUUUUCUGCAGGUAAACUAUUGAUUUAUUUUAAUUGAGGUAAGAAAGGGAAUCUAAAAGACAAUUAUCACAGUUCUUGAUUGUGCUCAUGGCCUCCGUAAGUGUGGCUCCUUUAUCUGGAUUAAGAUACCACAGUGGAAUUACAGUUGCUAUCAAUAGUUUGCCCAGUGAGAUGAAUGACAUGAAAAUUAAGGAUGACAAGGAAAUGGAAGCAACUGUUGUAGAUGGUAAAGGAACAGAAAUGGGUCAUAUAAUUGUCACGACUAUUGGUGGAAGAAAUGGCCGGCCAAAGCAGUUUACAUUUGACAGCCCAUCGCAUCCAAGAAUAAAUGAACUGCUCACUAACGCAGGAGAGGCCUCGACAUGAGACGAACCGACGGAAGACACGUGAAGUACUCAUGUAGAAAAAUUGGUUCGAACUAAAAGUGUUGGAUAUUUUUGUGAAAACCAACCACUAUUUAA
Molecule: messenger RNA, 619 nt
Organism: Rosa chinensis
Lineage: Eukaryota; Viridiplantae; Streptophyta; Magnoliopsida; Rosales; Rosaceae
Product: shaggy-related protein kinase NtK-1-like
Exons: 3
Coding region: 246-524 (92 amino acids)
Source: RefSeq, a predicted model, not a curated record